AUGUUCACUGGAUACGGAACCCGUGCAAAGGCCUCUGACGAGGUUGACUUCUUCCUACCAAUCGCAGUUCAUUAUCCGGUUGGUAGACCAAUAGGAGCCACCAGCCAGGGCGAGACGCUCCCCAAGCCACAGCUUUUCACGCCGUUGAAGAUCAAAGGUACACACUUCCAGAACAGACUUGGUGUGUCACCAAUGUGUACCUACUCUGCGCCAUCUGAAGGUGACAGUGUUGGAUUUGCUACAAAGUUCCAUGAGAUCCACUAUGGAUCGUUUGCGCUUCGUGGUGCUGGCCUCAUCAUCGUUGAAGCCACAGCGGUAAGACCCGAGGGAAGGCUGUCUCCAGAAGAUUUGGGGAUAUGGUCAGAUGAACAUGCCAGAUCGUUGAAGCCGAUUGUUGACUUUGCUCACUCCCAAGGCACCAAGAUUGGUAUCCAACUGGGCCAUGGUGGUCGUAAAGCCUCUGGACUGCCUAUCCCACUCCACGUCUCCAAAGGCGCAAGAAAAGGUGAAGAUCAAGGCUGGGACACUGUAGGACCCUCGCCUAUCUCCUACGACGAGGAGCAGUUCCCAGCUCCACACGAGUUGAGUGUUGAUGAGAUCAAGGAGAUUGUUCUGAGCUUCAAAGAUGCAGCAAAGAGAGCGUACGACAUUGCUCAUUUCGAUUUUGUCGAGAUCCACGGGGCACAUGGGUACCUCAUCAGCGAGUUUCUCAGUGGUCUUUCAAAUACAAGAACCGAUGCUUACGGUGGUUUGUUGGAGAAUAGGGCAAGAAUACUGCUGGAGAUUGUCGAUGCCGUGAAGGACGACGAGCAUCCAUUGUUUGUUCGUAUCUCUGCGAGCGAUCUCACUGAUGAGACCAAGGCGUGGACCCUGGAGCAGGCCGGCGAGCUCGCACUGCUUCUUGAAGACCAUGGCAUCGACGUGCUCGACGUGUCAGAUGGUGGUAACUAUAACAAGGCACGCCGUCGUCCACAGGGCCCAGCGUCCCAGGCUCCACUGGCAAAGGCUAUAAGGGAUAAACUGCACAGCCGUGGAACACAGACACCAAUACUGGUUGCCUCUGUCGGUGGGUUCCACUCUGGUGUCGUUGCAGAGGAGAAGCUACAAGACAAGAGUGCAGACAUCAUUCUAUCUGGCCGAGAGUUCCUCAUCAACCCUGGCGCUGCUAUCAGGUUUGGCCAGGAUUUGGGCGUAAAGAUCAGCUCUGCAUGGCCUUACGAGUGGUCGUACGAGUACCCAGCGUUGACACAGGACCAGGUCACUCCCGUGCCAGAGGCUCAAGUGUAG
Williopsis jadinii is the source of this 1287-nucleotide messenger RNA. Its product is annotated as NADH:flavin oxidoreductase/NADH oxidase. Gene Ontology annotation, molecular function: FMN binding; NADPH dehydrogenase activity; NADP binding. The transcript has a single exon. The record is from RefSeq and is a predicted model, not a curated record. Lineage: Eukaryota; Fungi; Ascomycota; Saccharomycetes; Phaffomycetales; Wickerhamomycetaceae. The coding region runs from base 1 to 1287 and encodes 428 amino acids. Gene Ontology annotation, cellular component: intracellular anatomical structure.